AUGCGCCAGAUGUCGAGAAUAUCAGAUGCGGACGGAGAGGGUUAUCUUUACGCUUAUGUCCAUUUCGAUAUGUGGAAGGUGGGGAUGUUGAAGAAUUUCAUUCGUCGUCAAGAAGAAUGGGAUAGAGAUUGCCCUGAUGGAUGGCGGAUAUGGCUUCCACCAAUCCGGGUCGCGAACAGGCGAAGAGCAGAGGCUGUAGCGCAUCUUCUGCUCGAAAUGGCGUGCAUUGACCGCCCGCGCGUGUACUGUUAUCAUUGUCAACGGACACAUACCGAGCAAUUCCUUUUCUCCGGAUCUUGGCCCGUUGUCUGGACCACGAUCGUCUAUCCGAUUAUCCUAAGGGCUGCUGUUGCAUAA
Molecule: messenger RNA, 357 nt
Organism: Lentinula edodes (shiitake mushroom)
Lineage: Eukaryota; Fungi; Basidiomycota; Agaricomycetes; Agaricales; Omphalotaceae
Exons: 3
Coding region: 1-357 (118 amino acids)
Source: RefSeq, a predicted model, not a curated record